Phlebotomus argentipes is the source of this 1975-nucleotide messenger RNA. Its product is annotated as medium-chain acyl-CoA ligase ACSF2, mitochondrial-like. Gene Ontology annotation, biological process: fatty acid metabolic process. The record is from RefSeq and is a predicted model, not a curated record. Gene Ontology annotation, molecular function: medium-chain fatty acid-CoA ligase activity. Lineage: Eukaryota; Metazoa; Arthropoda; Insecta; Diptera; Psychodidae. Bases 14 to 1768 code for a protein of 584 amino acids. The transcript has a single exon.
AACAAGCAGCAAAAUGGUGAUCUCAAGUCUUCGCAAUUCACUAAAACUCAUCAAACUACCCCAAUUUGUGGCAUCGAUUCGGGAAAAGAGCACAACAGCCAGUGAAUUGAGCUACUUCCACAACAACGGAUCGCAGCCACUGAUUUACCGAACGAUAGGUCAAGAAUUGCGCAGAGUGGCAAGUGAAUAUGGGGAUCUUGAGGCGAUUGUUGCGCCUGAGGAGCAGAAGAGACUGACUUUCGACCAAAUCAGGACCGAAGCUGACAAUUUGGCAGCUGGAUUCAUUGACUUGGGCCUUCAGAGAGGCGAUCGUGUGGCACUUUUGGCUCCGAAUGUAAUCUCUUGGCCGAUAAUCUUCUUCGCAGCUGCCAGAGCUGGAUUGAUUCUUGUCGCUCUGAAUCCAGCUUUUGAGCCAUCUGAGUUGGAGUAUUGCCUGCAAAAGGUCGGCGUGAAAGCUCUGGUAACGAGUGAAAUCUUCCGAAAUCGACCUUUCUACGAAAUCUUACAGCAGAUUCUUCCAGAACUACAAGAGUCAUCUUUCGGAAAGCUGUCCUGCGAGAAAAUUCCCUCACUUACCCACGUUAUCAUGGACACGAGGUGUGAUUUGAGAGGUGUGCUCAAACUGAGUGAUGUUGCAUCGAGAGCUUCAACAGAUCGAGUCGAAAAGAUUGAGAGUAUUCAGAACACCAUCAGUCCGGACAGUGGUUGCAGUAUUCUGUUCUCUUCAGGCACAACUGGUAGGCCUAAAGCGGCUCUCCUGAAGCACCUAGCUUUCAUCAACAAUGGCGCCAAAGUGGGAAGAAACAUGAAGGUGUUUAAGAAGAGGAUUUGUGUUCCAACGCCAUUCUUCCACGUUUACGGUGCCAUAACAUCGAUCACACUGGGUCUAAUGAACCAAGCAACUAUAGUUCUUCCAUCGCCAGUCUACAACGUUGAGAAAACCUUAUUGACAAUCAGAGAUCACAACUGUUCUGUUAUCUACGGCACACCGACGAUGCAUAUUGACUUGGUGCGGAAGCAGAGAGAGAUGAAAUUGGAUGUCAAAGUCGAUUUAGCGCUCGUCGGUGGUGCUUUAUGUCCACCCCAGGUCAUGGAAGAUCUCACAAAUGUACUGGGCGUCAAAGUGACGAGGAAUGUUUAUGGAACAACAGAAAACUCCUCUGUCAGCUUCGGCAAGUAUAAGGACGGCGAAGUGCUGGAUGAUAAGGAGUCAGUUGGGCAAGUUCAUGACCACGUGGAGGCAAAAGUCGUCGAUCAGGAGGGCAACAUGGUGCCAUUUGGUGAUCCUGGAGAGCUCUGUGUUCGUGGCUACUUCACCAUGAUUCGCUACUGGGGCGAUGAGGAAAAGACGAAGGAGAUUCUAGGUCACGACGGAUGGCUCAAGACCGGCGAUCAGUUCAUCCUGCAGCCAAAUGGAUACGGAAAAGUUGUCGGCAGACUCAAGGACAUGAUUAUUCGGGGUGGAGAGAAUGUCUUCCCCAAGGAGAUCGAGAACCUCUUGGCAACUUCCCCAAAGAUCGCUGAGGUUUACAUCGUCGGCGUGCCCGAUGAGCGACUUGGCGAGGAGCUUUGCGCUUUCGUUAAACUCCGUGAUGGGAAUCUGAGCUACACAAUUGAUGAACUUAAGGAGUUUUGUCGCGGAAAGAUUGCGUACUUCAAGAUUCCUCGAUACUUGAGGAUCAUCGAGGAAUUUCCCAAAACUGUGUCGGGAAAGAUACAAAAAUUCAAGCUUCAGGAGCAGUUUAAAGUUGAUUGUAGUGGGAAAUAGGUAAAAAGGAAUAAAUUGACUGAGAUUUAAUAUGAUUCCAAAGGGAAAUUCAUUGAAAAGUGUUUUGAAGUCAAAGAAUCAUAAAAUUCUCUUCGUUCUGAUUGAUAAAUAUAAGAUGAAUUAGCAAUUAAAUUUCUCAAUGGAACAAAUAAACAGAAGUUUGUUCAUAAUUUAGUGGGUUAAAAGUUCCGAAAGUGACUUUGAAAA